Molecule: messenger RNA, 3028 nt
Organism: Acyrthosiphon pisum (pea aphid)
Lineage: Eukaryota; Metazoa; Arthropoda; Insecta; Hemiptera; Aphididae
Product: proton channel OtopLc-like
Biological process (GO): proton transmembrane transport
Cellular component (GO): membrane
Molecular function (GO): proton channel activity
Source: RefSeq, a predicted model, not a curated record
UUAAUUAUUAACAAUUAUUAUUUGUUGUAUGCAUUGAUGGACAGUUGGACCAGCGAAGGGUCUAAUAAACCUACUGGUACAGACAUUUCACCUUCGUUAAUUAGUGCAAAGGUCACGAGUUCUACUCCCCCAAAUGAAUUCACACCAAACAAGGAUGAAAUUUUACCAAGGCCAAAUUCUGUACUGUUCGAGAUGCCAACGGUAAAGCAUUUGUCAGCGCUGGGCACUUCCGUAAAAAAAUUACCUCAUCAAAUGAAAAGGGAAUCGACAAUUGAAGAGCUACAUAAUACCUGGAGAAAAAUGGGAGCGCAAGCUCUUGCUACGACUCUGUCUGCUCUUUACGGUAAACUGUUGGUCGUCAUGGGCAUAGCUUUUCCGAUGUCUGAAGUGAUAUCUACACACAUUCCUCAUUCGUUUUACGAGGGUUAUUACUUGUACCUUUAUUUCGGAAGUAUGGCAUUUCUUUUUUACAUGUACGCAAUGCUGCUCAAGGGUAAGCCCACGAUGACACCGGUCAACAAUAAUUUCAAUAAUUCGGUUAGCGAUUCAUUAUCCGGAGAUGGCUCGGAAAACAGCGAUGGUGACUCGGAAUAUUACGAAGACAACGACGACUUCACGAACACCGGUGGCGUUGAAAUGGACUAUUGGACAUCGUACAACCCGAGAACCCGGAGACAAUCGUCUCACCUUGUGUUGCCUUCUACUUUCCAGCAUUACGGGAGUUUCUAUCUGAGAAUGGGCGCUGUGGCUUUUGGCAUAGGUAGUAUGAUUUAUUCUGGACUUGAAUUCGGUCAGUACUUCGAACUUGAACCAGCUACGAAAUGCCACAACGUGCUUCUGGUGCUCACUCCAGCAACAAGAAUGGCAUUCAUAUUUAUACAGAUGUACUUUAUAUUUUUGAAUGACGAGCAACAAAUGAGAGUGACGCGUCACCGGGUCUUGGCAAAGUUUGGACUUAUGCACAUGAUCGGCACUAAUCUGUCAGUAUGGCUCAAUGUACUCGUACAGGAAACCAAACACGAAAUACUAACAUUUUACAAUCCGGCAGACAAUUCUAUCGGUGUCGACAAACAACCAAAUCAUUUUUCACUGUUCAAAAAGUGGACGACCACCACGACUCAGUCACCGGCGUCGGCCAUGUCGUCGGUGGCUGACCGGCUGCGGCGCAGCAUCAACACGGGACCGCACCACAUCUACGAGUGCCGCCGGACGAACAUCAUCGGGUCGCUAGUGCAGAACGCCAGCCCAUUCCUGUUCCCGUGCACGAUCGAGUACAGCCUGAUCUGCGCGGCCAUUUUGUACGUAAUGUGGAAGACAUCAGUCGGGUGCACGCGGACGUGUACCGUCAACGGAAGGCGACGGUGUGAAAACUUGGCGCAGAUCACGCACUACCGGAAGUCGCCGCACUAUUACUCGGUGGAUUGCGCGCAGGCGCACAAGGGCCUGUUCGUCGGCAUACUGUUCUUGGUGCUCACCAUCAUCUCGCUGAUACUGUUCUUCGUGCUAAUAUCCCGCCCGGAGCUCAUCACGUUUGCCGUCAUGGAGGUGAAUGUCUGCGAGCUGUCGCUGUACGGUAUGACCACGCUGGCCACCAUUGUCGGAAUGAUGCAGGUCAGGCAGCUGAAGUUCGACGGACUGCGGAAUCUCGAGCUGGACAACAUACUGCUGGUGGGCGCGCAGACGGGCACGUUCAUAUACAGUACGUUCACGAUAAUCAGCGGCCACUUCACCGAGGAGAACAACACGAUCCUGGUGCUGAUCACCGCGUCCGCGUCGCUGGUGCAGACGUUCUGCCAGACGGUGUUCAUACUGGACGCGUCCCGGCGGUCGUGCGUCACGCCCGACCAGAUACGCAAGAAGCCCGGCCGGGAGAUCGUCACGUUCCUGUUGGUCAGCAAUCUGGCCAUGUGGGCCAUCAACACGCUGGAGAAGUCCCGGGCCGACUCGCACCCCAUACAGCUGCACUUCUACGGCCUGUGGGCGUGGACCAUAAUCACGCACGUGUCCAUGCCACUGGCAAUAUUCUACAGGUUCCACUCGACCGUGUGCCUGUGUGAGAUCUGGAAACGAUCGUACAAGAUCAAACCGUCGUUCAUGUAAAAGCGCCACGUCCUCCGCCACUGUGCCACAAAAUCCUUUAAUAUAAGCGUAUUAUAAGCGGUACUACGGGGGGUGGCAGAGUAGGCAACUGCCCCCCCCCUGCGAACCGUACCUGUAUUAAUAGAUAAUUCCUUAUUAACCGACCCCCCCCCCUGAACAUAUAGUUAGAUGGUUAAAAUAUUUUCUGGCCCCCCCUGCACAGAGGGUCUAGUACCGCCUAUGAAGCGUAUAAUAUCAAUAAUAUUAUUAUUACAUAUUCGGUGGGGUCGCUUCAGGGACCUGUUGGGGUUCGUUCCCGGUUUGGUUCCCCAGCUCUUCAAAAUUUCAGUUGCUAUUAAUUAUAAAGUGGUUACCGGUUUCGAUAUAAUAUAAUAAACAGAUGUGUGUAAAUUCUGCCCGAUGUUAGUAGGUAGUAAGUUCCACCUCAAAAUGUUUGUAGAUACAAUUUAAGUAAAUGCCUAAUACCUAAUUGGUUGCCAUUUGACUGUUUUGAUUCCAGUUUGGAAAUGAUUAGGCAUUAUAAAAGGUAAGCUAAGUUGGCUCCCGUUUAAAUUUUAGAUAUAUGUUAACGUGUAGCAAUUAUUGCUAUCCAAAAAACUGUUAUAGAAAUGGAACGAUAUCUAAAUCGUUUUCUUUUAGUUCUACAAGGACACCUGGGUACCUGUUAGAAUUUCUAAACCGCACGACUGACAUAAAUGAGAUCUACAAACUCUAGUCCAACAAUUCACUACUGAGCGUUGCUAUGACUAGUGAGUCAUUAGUCAAUUAUUAGGUACACAUUUAACGACUUUACUAACAACAAUUGUGUAACUGUCAGAAUACUCUUGGCCAUAUAUAAGGUACCUAUUAUAUCUUUAGACUUUAACCAUGAGUAUAGUUUUGUUCUGGAGUAGUACGACAGAAACAUUGGUACGAAUUUCCUGUCUUG